Helicoverpa zea (corn earworm) is the source of this 1554-nucleotide messenger RNA. RefSeq lists its product as uncharacterized. Gene Ontology annotation, biological process: DNA recombination; DNA integration. The transcript has 2 exons. Gene Ontology annotation, molecular function: DNA binding. The record is from RefSeq and is a predicted model, not a curated record. The coding region runs from base 549 to 1472 and encodes 307 amino acids. Lineage: Eukaryota; Metazoa; Arthropoda; Insecta; Lepidoptera; Noctuidae.
AAAGAAGAUAUGGAUAAGUUCGAUAUAAUCAAACGUAUUUCAGAAGUUAGCCAAUUACUCUUAGACUUACACUAUGAAGAAACCAUAAAUAGACGAAAACUUAUCAUACUCUUGCUAGACAAAAAGUUUUGGAAUACAAUACAAGGUGUAAAACGAGAAACCUACCUUUUUGGUGAUAAACUUGGCGAAAAUAUCAAAAACACUAAGGAUAUUGAAAAAUCAAGCCAACAUAUUAAAAAAGCAACACCUGCGCAACAACCAUUCCAGAGAAGAACUACUUCAUUGGGAAACGCGCGGGGUCCUCCUCGCCAGCAGCAGAGUCAAGCGAAGCCGACGACGUCAGCGACGAACCGCUUCCAGCCACCGCCUGCCGCAACGAGGAGGACGCAGCAACCACGCGCCCGUCCGGCUCCCUCCAGCAGGCAUCACGAUCGGAGACACAAAUAGAGGGAACGUCACCCAUUGUGGAGCAGCCUUACCCUGGCGUGCGGAAUAUUAUCCGGCAAGCGUACUUAAACAAUACCAUUGGAAAUGACACAGUAGAUAUAAUGCUAAACUCUUUAUCAAACAACACAAUCUCGCAGUACAAUGUCGCAUUAAAACAAUGGUUUCGUUUCUGUCAAAUUAAUAGAAUCGAUUUGUAUAAUGUAUCCACUCCACUUAUAUUAAAAUUUCUCACAGAACAAUUUCACAGAGGUGCUAGCUAUAACACAUUAAAUUCUUAUCGUUCCGCACUUACACUAAUCCUGGGUAAAACUUGCUGCAGUGACGAGAACAUUACUAGAUUUCUAAAAGGGGUGUUUAGAAUCAAACCUUGUUUUCCUAAACACAACACAAUCUGGGACCCUAACUUGGUAUUAAACCACUUAACAACCUUGUUUCCAAACACGUCCUUACGGUUAGAUAAGAUAACUAAAAAGCUUGCAACUCUUCUCGCGUUGUCCACGGGACAACGUGUGCAGACGUUGUCUUUAAUUAAUGAAAAGGACAUAGCUAUCAAUGAGACUCAUAUAUGCAUUGAAAUCAAUAACAUUAUAAAAACUUCCGCACCUAAUCGAAAGAAUCCGAAGCUGAUUAUACCUUUUUUCAGAGAAAAAGAACCAAUUUGCCCAGCUUCAACCUUGUGUUCAUAUAUAGAAUUUACAAAACAAUACAGACAGCUUUCUGAUACAGAGAAGUUAUUCCUAACCACUAAAAAACCAUAUCACAAUGCUAGCUCGCAAAGCAUAAGUCGCUGGAUCAAAGAAAUGUUACGUGAGAGUGGUGUGGACGUAAAUAUAUUCACGGCCCACAGCACUCGUCACGCGUCAACCUCUGCCGCGAGCAGGUCUGGUGUUUCUAUUGAUGUUAUCAAACAAACUGCAGGUUGGGCAGGCAACUCACUUUGCUUUGCAAAAUUUUACAAUCGUCCCUUAAUUAACGAUGAUACUAACUUUUAUUUUGCUGAGGCUAUUAUUAAUAACAAGAAUUGAUUUGUUACUUUAUGAUUUGUUUACAAUUAUGAUAUUAACUACUAGAAACUGUAAUUAAUGUUUGUAUAAAUCAAACUGUUGA